GAGUCUGAGGAGAGACAGCGCUCCCAAUGGGGUCUCCGUGUAGCAGUAUAUUCCCAGCCUUCGGCCAGUACCAGAUCAUGGGAGUCUGAGGAGAGACAGCGCUCCCUUUGGGGUCUCCGUGUAGCAGUAUAUUCCCAGCCUUCGGCCAGUACCAGAUCAUGGGCAAGUGCUGGGAAGGAUGAUAAAGACUAUGCUUUAAAACAGAUAGAAGGAACCGGGAUCUCAAUGUCGGCAUGUAGAGAAAUAGCAUUACUUCGAGAGCUUAAGCAUCCAAAUGUCAUCUCUCUUCAAAAGGUGUUUCUCUCUCAUGCUGAUAGGAAAGUAUGGCUUCUGUUUGACUAUGCUGAACAUGAUCUCUGGCAUAUAAUCAAGUUUCACAGAGCUUCUAAAGCAAACAAGAAGCCAGUUCAGUUACCUCGGGGAAUGGUGAAGUCACUUUUAUAUCAGAUCCUGGAUGGGAUUCACUACCUGCAUGCUAAUUGGGUGUUGCACAGGGAUUUGAAACCUGCUAAUAUUUUAGUUAUGGGUGAAGGUCCUGAGCGAGGAAGAGUAAAAAUUGCUGAUAUGGGCUUUGCCCGCUUAUUUAAUUCACCUUUGAAGCCUUUAGCAGAUUUGGAUCCAGUAGUGGUUACAUUCUGGUACCGUGCCCCAGAACUACUUCUUGGAGCAAGACAUUAUACCAAAGCUAUUGAUAUUUGGGCUAUAGGGUGUAUAUUUGCAGAACUACUAACGUCAGAACCAAUAUUUCACUGUCGACAAGAGGACAUCAAAACUAGUAAUCCUUAUCACCAUGACCAGCUGGACAGAAUAUUCAAUGUAAUGGGAUUUCCUGCAGAUAAAGAUUGGGAAGAUAUAAAAAAGAUGCCCGAACAUUCAACAUUAAUGAAAGAUUUCAGAAGAAAUACGUAUACCAACUGCAGCCUUAUCAAGUAUAUGGAAAAACAUAAAGUUAAACCAGAUAGUAAAGCAUUCCACUUGCUUCAGAAGUUGCUUACCAUGGACCCAAUAAAGCGAAUUACCUCAGAACAGGCUAUGCAGGAUCCCUACUUCUUAGAAGACCCUCUUCCUACAUCAGACGUUUUUGCCGGUUGUCAAAUCCCCUAUCCAAAACGAGAGUUUUUAACAGAAGAAGAACCUGAUGACAAAGGAGACAAAAACCAGCAGCAGCAGCAGGGCAAUAACCACACUAAUGGGACUGGCCACCCAGGGAAUCAAGACAGCAGUCAUGCACAGGGACCCCCGUUGAAAAAAGUGAGAGUUGUUCCUCCUACCACUACCUCAGGUGGACUGAUAAUGACCUCAGACUAUCAGCGUUCCAAUCCUCAUGCUGCCUAUCCCAACCCUGGACCAAGCACAUCACAGCCACAGAGCAGCAUGGGAUACUCAGCUACCUCCCAGCAGCCUCCACAGUACUCACAUCAGACGCAUCGGUACUGAGCGGCCUCGGAAUCUCGUCAAUGCACUGUUGCUAAUGCUGCAGGGCUGACUGUGCAGCUGUCUGCGGGAACCUGGUCUGGGCCAUGAGAAUGUACUGUCCAACCAACCGCAUCUUCGAAAUGUCCAGGAGCCAAGUUCCACCACUUUUCACAGAUUGGGGUAGUGGCUUCCAAGUUGUACCUGUUUUGGAGUUAGACUUGAAAAGAAAGUGCUAGCACAGUUUGUGUUGUGGAUUUGCUACUUCCAUAGUUUACUUGACAUGGUUCA
Messenger RNA from Tupaia belangeri chinensis (Chinese tree shrew), 1704 nucleotides. RefSeq names its product cyclin dependent kinase 8 (gene CDK8). Gene Ontology annotation, cellular component: nucleus. The record is from RefSeq and is a predicted model, not a curated record. Gene Ontology annotation, biological process: protein phosphorylation. Gene Ontology annotation, molecular function: protein serine/threonine kinase activity; ATP binding. The transcript has 14 exons. Lineage: Eukaryota; Metazoa; Chordata; Mammalia; Scandentia; Tupaiidae. The annotation marks the transcript as partial.